AUGGCGGAACCGCUGGAAUCUCAGACCAAUGUCCUGAUUCAGAAGGCGGGGUUUUUCAAUAAACUUCGUGUCAUGAUUGGGCAUGCCCGGGCGUUGCGGGAAGAAGAAAGCCACUUGUAUAUGCUUUAUGGGCAUAUAUUGACAACUUUUUGCGAAACCGCUGGCGAUCCUUUGGAUGUCGACCGUGCGCUAGGCUGCGAGCCCCAGUCAGCCUUCGCAGCACCGACUGGUACACGUUUUGACCGUCGCAUUCCGGAUUUCACUGUCAUGGUUACUUUCUUCCAUGAUAUCGAUGUCGUGGAUCGCUUCAGUCCGUCAUACAGAUCCCCUACACUUGGGUUCUGGCUUGAGGUCAAACCCCUCAACUGCAAGGAUAAUUGGAUGUCUGAUGAAGGACAUCGCACAGCACGACGGGAUGUGUGGUCGCAUUUGGCACAAUUGAACGAGCAGGCAAUGUUUGCAUUCAAUCACUUUACUGGUGACACAUUCUACGGGAUGCUUAUCUUAGGCAUAUACUUUUCGGUCUUCGAGUACUUGAGGCCCACUCCUCCUCCGACUCAUCCACCUUCUCCAUCGGAAUUGCAUCCACCUACCGAUGGCAAUCAACCACAGAAAAGGCAGAAGCGGAAAAGGGACCAUGACGUGUCUACAUAUAGGGCAUAUGUUGACCAGGAGGUAGAGCCAGAGUACUUUAGUCUCACCAGGGUUCACCCGAGGACCCUCUACUACUGCGAGCCUAUUCUUAUGAAUGAUGGGGAGGACUUCAACCCCCUUUUUCGCAAGGCUUUAUGGGACAUUAUGGCCUGGAGAGAAAUGGAUUUUCCUUUUCAGCCGUCGUUCUUUACACUCCCUCGGAUGACUAUUAUGUCUCAGAAGCAUCUCUGGAAAUGGCUCGUGAAGACCGAGAUGAAUUUCUAA
Molecule: messenger RNA, 918 nt
Organism: Sparassis crispa
Lineage: Eukaryota; Fungi; Basidiomycota; Agaricomycetes; Polyporales; Sparassidaceae
Exons: 3
Coding region: 1-918 (305 amino acids)
Source: RefSeq, a predicted model, not a curated record